Messenger RNA from Malus domestica (apple), 1843 nucleotides. Its product is annotated as protein TIFY 6B-like. The record is from RefSeq and is a predicted model, not a curated record. Gene Ontology annotation, biological process: response to wounding; regulation of jasmonic acid mediated signaling pathway; regulation of defense response. Gene Ontology annotation, cellular component: nucleus. Lineage: Eukaryota; Viridiplantae; Streptophyta; Magnoliopsida; Rosales; Rosaceae.
CCUCAUCCAUGCGUAUCCGUCUUACUCUCUAUCCAAACAAGCAAGAAUUUUGAGCUCUGCUUCUGAAAGUUCAGGCCUUUUUUCCUGCUGGGGUUCUAAAGAAUUCAAGAAAGUAAACUUCUUUGUUGGUUUUGGUGGAAUUUGGGUCUGAAAUAUUUGUGGGUUUUUGAGCUGAAAGGUUGGAAUAAUGGAGAGGGAUUUUCUGGGUCUGAGCUCAAACAGUGGUGGUGCGACUCUGAAGGAAGAACCCAAUAAAGAAACCAAGAAUUCAGAGUGUGCUCCGCAAAUGUUCCAAAAGGAGGAUUAUAAAAUAUUGCAGGAGUUUGCUAGAUCUUUGAGGUCUUUUGUAGGAGCUUGCUAAUUCUUUAUGGUCAUUGGUCGUUUUCUGCAUCCUCAUGUAUUUAGAAAAUAACCGGAGCCAAGAAGUUCAGGGAUGCUGUGGUCGUUUUCAAACAAGGUUUCUGCACCUCCGCAAUUCCUGUCUUUCAAGGCUCCUCAGGAAGAUGGGCCAAGAAAAACUGCUCAUGAUAAUUCAUCUGUAUUUAUGACUAUAUCAACUGCUGAUGCUUUUCACUCCAGCCAGAAGUCGUUCUCUGGUGGGAUUCAGAAAAAUUUCGUUUUUGAUAAGCAAGCUGGAAACCACUGUGCAACGACAGUAUAUCCUAUGCCUCAAUUUGAUGCACGUUCAGUUCAUCAAUCACAAGAUGUAAAGAUAUACCCAGUAGUUAGCCAACACAACCAAAGGAUUCCGAUUACUUUGAGUUCUCCAGUUCUCCAGUCCCAAGCUCCUGUUGGGCAUACCGGUUCUACCAUAAAACUGCAACCACUUGGAGGAGUUCCGGUUCUGGCCCCUGUAUCUGCUCUUCCUUCUACAACCUCCGUAGUUGGUACCACUGAUCUCAGGAAUGCAUCCAAUUCUUCUGGGGCACCUGCUCAGUUAACCAUCUUUUAUGCUGGUUCUGUGAACGUUUAUAAUGAUAUAUCUUCAGAGAAGGCCCAGGCUAUUAUGUUGCUGGCUGGAAAUGGAUCAUCUCCAACUCAUUGUAAGGCAACAUCCGUAACUCAAGUGCAUGCACCAAUACCUAGGCCUUCACUAGGAGGCGACUGUUUUUUCAGGAACCAGUCCCAUAUUACAUCUUCAGUCUCUGCACUUCCAAGUCCUCUUUCUGAAACUUCAUACGCGAGUUCUAACUCUGGAGGAGCAUUUAAUAGCACCAAUGAAAUAGCUAUAGUGAAACCAGUAGGAACUUCAGCAUCUCCUGUUGACCGCUCAGAGCCUUCUACAGUAGUCAGUUCAGUGGGAUCGCCUGUGACGAAUCUGAUUCCUGCAGUACCUGUGCCUCAAUCACGUAAAGCAUCCUUGGCCCGGUUUUUUGAGAAGCGCAAGGAGAGGAUGAUGAGCACGGUGCCAUACAGUGUCAGUAAAAAAUCUCCAGACUGCAGCACUCCCGGAUCGGAAGGUGUGAGUUUCUCGCUCAACUCUUCGAGUUCUUGUCCUCCCCAGUCUAUAAAUUAGCGCUUACGGCGGUGGGGUGCAGUCGAAAUGGGAAGAAACAACAAAAGCUUCCUACUGCUUCGGAGAUGUUGGCAUAGAUCAUUGUUUUAACAGUUGCUUGUGUGCUGGUAGUUGUAAGAUCAAUUUUUUGACCUAAAGGAUUAGAUAAUAUAGAUGUAUGGUUAAAGUUUUAUGUUUUUUACUUUUCACUAUGCUGUAAAAAUGUAUUGUUUUACCUUCCUGCAUCGUAAGGGCAAAUUCUAGAGGCCAUGUUUUUGUAUUGAUAUGUUUAUGUUGUACAAUUUGACAUGAAUGGAAUGAAAGCAAAUAGAUUUUGCCUUCUGAGAA